GCGCGUCCGCCCACAAAAGCCACAGCUAUCUGAGCGUAUCUCCCCCUUUAUAGCCCCAAAAAUGAAAGUGUGAACGAAUAAAAGCGGAAUACGGGAAAAUACAAAGAGUGGCUGCAUUUCGGUGGGCUUGCAGACGGCGACGACGCGCCGGGAGCAGCGGCGGCAAGCGGGCACGGCACAACAGGGGUGUUGUCCUGAUGCUUAAAUGGAAGUGGGUGGGCCUCUUCGCUGACACACUGCAAACGCCGUUGUGGAGACGAUCCUGACAAGGGCUAAAUUGCGCGUUUACGGACGCUCUCGGGACGUGCGACGUGUGUGAGGGGCGCAGCUGCCUUGCAGGGGACGGCCAGAGCUUUCUCCGUUAUUUCUGUUCACCGGGAAGGGGUGGGGGCCGUUCCUGCUGUGUCUCCGCUUGGCACCGCCCUUCCUGGCCGGUGGGUGGUUUCGUCAAAACGGGCAGAUCCGCCACGGCCCGGAGCCCAAGAUAUAGGCCGUCCUCCGCCUCCGUUUUGGGCCGGCCGGCCUUCUACCGUGAACUACACCCUCUCCUCUCCCUCUUGGUAUAUUCAUGCGUUAUGAGUGACUCCAAGAAGGAAUCAGCGGGAACUGAAGGAGGGAAAGCAUCAAAAAAGGGGAAAAAUUCUGGAUCUCAGGACUCCUCUCAGCCCUCUCCAUUGGCUCUGCUGGCAGCCACCUGCAGUAAGAUUGGAGGGCAGGGGGGAGCAGAGGGGUCCCAGAUCCAGACGGGGCCCCAGCAGAUCCAGCUCCAGGCUGGUCAGAUUCAACUACAAGCUGGUCAGCUCCAGGGUCAGAUUGUGGUGGACACAUCUGGGGGCCAGGCCCUGGUUCCCCAGCAGCUGGAACUGGUCCCGGCUCAGUUCACAGGGAACGGGUGGCAGAUCAUUGCAGCACCAGCUACCAUGGCCAAGGAGAACACCAACCAGCCGGUAGCUGUAACAGUGGCCACUACCAUUCCUAAUGACAGCUCACCAGGACGCAAGGUGAAAGCUAUAGCUGGGACCAACAGUGUGGCCGCCAAUCAGCAGCAGCAGUUCCAGAUAAUCCAGGUUCAAAAUCUGCCCAAUGCUGGAGGUGGGGUCCAGUACCAGGUCAUCCCUCACCUGCAGACUGUAGAUGGACAGCAGAUCCACAUCAACCCAGCUCAGCAGGCUUCCAUCGGGGCUUUGCCCGAGCAGCUUCAGCUCAUCCAGAGUCCAAAUCCAGGCCAGGCUCAGGCCAUUCUUCAGACAGCCAACCAGCAGGCUAUCCUGUCAAGUACAACCAAUCAGACGGUCCCCCUGCAAAUCCGUCCAGCUCAGUCUUUCCCCCUGCAGUUGCAGACCCUUCAGGGAUCUCAGACUCCUCUCAUGACCACGGUACCCAUCAACCUUGGUGGCAUGACCUUGGCUUUGCCUGUCAUCAAUAAUGUCGGAGGAGGUGGGGCCGUGCAGCUUAUCCAAUCAGCAGAUGGCACGUUUUCUGUUGCCAGUGGCAACCAGUUGAUGACAACAACAGCGGUCUCUGGGGCGGCACCAACACCAGUUGCCGAAGGUGAUGGCAUGUCAGAGGGACCGCAAUUGGUCUCUGCUGGUAUUGAGGCUGCAGCGACGGAAAAUCAAGCACAAAGCACCGAGGCAGACUCUCAAAGUCAGAAUCAGGCCAAUGGGGUCCAAGGCCAGAUGGACGCACCGGGAACCAUUCAGCAGGUGAUCGUGGGGCAAGUAGGACAUCAGUUAGUGCAGCAGAUUCAGCUGCAGCCCCAGGCACAUAGUCAAACCCAAGGUCAGCAGCAGCACAUUCAGACUCUCCAGCUGGCCCCUGGUCAAACUCUGCAACCCAUUCAGACCUUCCAGAAUCCAGCCCAGGUCCUUAUUCGCACACCGACAUUGUCCCCUACUGGGCAGAUUGCCUGGCAGACGCUCCAGCUCCCAGGGGGUGUCUCCCUCCAGGGCAGCCUGGGAGCGGCAAUGCCACAGCAGCUUACGCUUGCCCCGAUGGCUGGCGGAACAACAGUGGGGAGCGGAGGCUUGGUCUCCCUCGGCGGAACUCCACUCACACUGAGUACAGCUCAGAUCAAUCCAGGAUCUGGCGUACAGACGGUCAGCAUCGCUGGGAUCGGGGGCACCGGGGUUCAGGUGCAGGGCGUGCCCCUCACUAUUACCGGACUACAGGGUCAACCACAAGCGCAGGAUGGUGUCAAACUUCAGUCGUCCCCUGUGACGGUCACCGUGGGGAACGUGGCAUCCAGUUCGUCAAUGAGUCCGGAUCAGUUAGGAUCGGUGCAGAGUUCCUCAGACCAGGAGGGACCGCCCAGCAAGAGGCUCCGGCGAGUUGCCUGCUCCUGCCCAAACUGCAGAGAUGGAGAGGCAAGAAACAGUGGUGACCCCACAAAGAAAAAGCAGCACAUCUGCCACAUGGAAGGCUGCGGGAAAGUGUACGGCAAGACUUCUCACCUGAGGGCCCACUUGCGCUGGCACACGGGCGAGAGGCCGUUUGUCUGCAACUGGAUCUUCUGCGGCAAACGGUUUACCAGAAGCGACGAGCUGCAGAGACACCGGAGAACGCACACAGGAGAGAAGCGCUUUGAGUGUCCCGAAUGCUCCAAGCGCUUCAUGCGCAGUGACCACCUCUCAAAGCACAUCAAGACUCACCAGAAUAAAAAGGGCGGAGCCGCCGUGGCCAUCAUCACCACCGCCAGCAUGGAGGACGACGCCCCCGAGGGCCUCCAGGCUUCCCCUCAAAUCGUCACCGUGGCUACCCUCUCCCGUGACUCCGAGCCCGCAACGCCCACCACCUCCAAUAACCUGGAGGAGGAGGAAGAGGAGGAGUUUGAAUAGGUUGUUUGUCACAGAGACUGUCGGCGUGGCUGUUUUUCUUUUUUACAGACGCUUCAUGAUAAAGAAAAAAAAAGCAUCAUUCAAAUACAGUCAAAAAAAAUGUCUAAAUCGUGCUAACAUCUCUCUAUGCACAAAAUGGUGUACCCGUUUCUUACCUGUCAGACAGGGCUGAGGGUCAAUCAUGGUACAGGACUGUUGCAGAGCCGAGGCAGUCUUGGGAAAGUGUGCGUGUGUGCAAGUCAACCUAUAACCUAUGAUCAGUUUGUGUGCGUGUCAUGAAGAGGAUCUACCUAAUUUGAGUUUUGUCCUCCCAUCUGAUUCAGGUGUGGUUUCCUUUGUGAACUGUUACAAAAGAAAAGGAGAAUUCCUUCAACGAGGAACAAAAAAAAAAAAAGCACAUAUGGAAAGAUUUAUAUAUAAUGCAUUCCUAUUGCGGCAAUGGCCAUUAGAAAAGGUUUCUAUAAAAGAAAACAAUCUAGCUUUCUACAACUAUGUGAGAUGAAAGCAAUACUUUAACGACAAUCUCGUGGAACAUGUUUACAUUGUCAGGGGUUUGGUGGAAACAAAUGAGAGCACACACACACUCGAGUACUAGUUUGGUAAUUCCUGACAUUUCAUCAAUAUUGUGUUUGAUUUCUAGCAGCUGAAAGGGGAGAGCGACGAUAUUUUGGGGUUUCUGUGCUCUUCUGAUUGCCACCAUCACCCUGCUCUGUGACCUACUGCUGCCUUAACACAAGCUGAGGGAAGGUCAGAGCAUGCCAAGUGGGUUGGUGGAUGGGCGGCGGUGAGAUGGAGUGCAAAGUGCAGUGAGCUAAGUGGUUGGUUGUUCAGGCUGUUUAUGUGGUGAUGAGGUGUUUCUGGUGGUGUUGCUCAGUGUUAGUCCAGUGCGUACAGUCUUAUUUACAAGAAAAAUAAUUCAAAAAAAGAUUUGAUAGAAUUUGCUUUCAAAGCCAGCCCGACCCAGUUAACACACAGCAGCCCACUGUGUAAAGCUAAUUUAUUAUCCUUGAUUUUUAAUAUUUGCCUUCUUGCUGGACUUGUAUUUGUGUGUCAGAGUGUUGAUUUUAAAGUUGUGUACACCACAGCAUGUUUUAGUUUUUUUUUUUUUUUUGCUGUAGUAGUAUGACUUGUGUUCCUCCUUGCGCCUUGUGUUUUUCUUCUUUUUGGGAGAAAAAAGAAAGCAAAAAAAUGUGUUUUAAACAAAAAAAAGUUGAUACCAAACAAAUUUAGAUGUUUUUGGUAAUAUUUUGUGUGACAACCAAUUUUUUUCUUUCAUAUUUUCUAGCGACAUCUCAUUUAUAAAUCUUUUUCUAAACUGUGUUCUUCGCCAUGACAUUUGAUAUUGCGUUUUUUGCCAGGUUUGCCUCAAAGGCUGCGGUUUGUGGAGAUUUCUAAAACUGGUUUGUACAAAUGUGUUAUGUCAGUAAAAAGAAGAAAUGAGGAAAAGACCUAACGUCAAAUAGAAAAUAUUAAUUGCUUGCAUAACACGUAACAAUAAAGUGAUUUUAAACAGC
Messenger RNA from Syngnathus acus (greater pipefish), 4351 nucleotides. It is a transcript of the gene sp4, whose product is annotated as sp4 transcription factor. Bases 576 to 2837 code for a protein of 753 amino acids. Gene Ontology annotation, molecular function: DNA-binding transcription factor activity, RNA polymerase II-specific; RNA polymerase II cis-regulatory region sequence-specific DNA binding. Lineage: Eukaryota; Metazoa; Chordata; Actinopteri; Syngnathiformes; Syngnathidae. The record is from RefSeq and is a predicted model, not a curated record. Gene Ontology annotation, biological process: regulation of transcription by RNA polymerase II. The transcript is spliced from 7 exons.